Molecule: messenger RNA, 3478 nt
Organism: Mastomys coucha (southern multimammate mouse)
Lineage: Eukaryota; Metazoa; Chordata; Mammalia; Rodentia; Muridae
Gene: Hexim1
Product: HEXIM P-TEFb complex subunit 1
Exons: 1
Coding region: 678-1748 (356 amino acids)
Biological process (GO): negative regulation of cyclin-dependent protein serine/threonine kinase activity; negative regulation of transcription by RNA polymerase II
Cellular component (GO): cytoplasm; nucleoplasm; nucleus
Molecular function (GO): 7SK snRNA binding; cyclin-dependent protein serine/threonine kinase inhibitor activity
Source: RefSeq, a predicted model, not a curated record
UGGAAGUUGGCAGGUGGAAAGUCAGGUUGGGAGGGGAAGCCGGAGGAGGAGGCGGAAGAAGAGCUGUCUGAAGGGGGAGGAGGGAGGGAGGAAAAGAGGAGGAGGCGGAGGAGAACUGAGCGGAGCAUCGAGCCAGAGGGGAGAUGAGUUUGUCUGUCCUCGGCUAAGGCUCCGGCCCGGCCUGAGGAACUGGGAGCUCGGGUUGGAGCAACACCCGUGGAAGUGGGAGGCGGCGGCUCUGGGACUUUAACCCCUUGUGGGCUCUGCGGCAGGGGAUUUAACCCUUUGUGGAUUCGGCCCCUUCGAGGCAGCGUCAUCGGGUAGUUUUAACCCUUUCGGGGUUGGGUUUAACCCAUUGGACUUAAACCUCAUCUCCUUGCCCACCAACUCCUCGACUGUGGGAGCACUCGGCGGGGAGGCGUGAAGCCCACCCCUCUGCAUAUUACGUACGGUUCCUGCCGCCGAACCCCCUGUACCUACUAGUUGGCCACGCUUGUGUGCGCUUAACCCUUUAUUGACUGGACUCCAAGUUGCGAUUGGAGUUUGCUGACAGGAACGGAAGGAGUCACUGCAGAAAUUACUGACCGAAGAGGACUUUGUUGGACAUAUUUUGAAAGAAAGACCUUUUUCCUUAAGCCAGAAUUUCUCAAACUUCCAGAAGAGGACUCUACUAAGCCAUGGCCGAGCCACUCUUGUCAGAACAGCAACACCAGCCUCAAACUAGCAACUGUACAGGUGCUGUUGUUGUCCAUGAAGAGCACAACUCUGAGCGCCCCCCAAGCGCGGAGGAACGGGUGCCCAAGGAGGACAGUAGGUGGCAAUCGAGAGCGUCCCUGCAGUCCGGUAGCCGUCCAGGGCAGGAGGGGGACGGGGGCCUGAAGCACCAGCUGUCCCCAUUGCAGACGAAUGCUUGUUCAGAAUUGAGUUCCCUGGAAGAGGGCGAGAAGGGCCAGAAUGGGGAGGACUUAUCCACUGGCGGUGCCUCUCCGUCGGCGGAGGUGGAGCCGAUGUCAGAGUCUCUCGUGCAGCCAGGUCAUGACUCGAAGGCCACCAAGCUGGAGGCUCCUGCCGGUGGAGGCGAGGAGCCAUGGGGACAGCAACAGAGACAGCUAGGCAAGAAAAAACAUCGGAGACGCCCCUCCAAGAAGAAGCGGCAUUGGAAGCCCUACUACAAGCUGACCUGGGAAGAGAAGAAAAAGUUCGACGAGAAGCAGAGCCUUCGAGCCUCGCGGGUUCGAGCCGAGAUGUUCGCCAAGGGCCAGCCGGUUGCGCCCUAUAACACCACACAGUUCCUCAUGGAUGACCACGAUCAGGAGGAGCCUGAUCUUAAAACCGGUCUUUACCCCAAGCGGGCAGCCGCCAAAUCCGACGACACCAGCGAUGAGGAUUUUGUGGAAGAAGCUGGUGAGGAAGACGGAGGCAGUGAUGGCAUGGGAGGGGACGGCAGCGAGUUUCUUCAGCGGGACUUCUCGGAGACGUACGAGCGGUACCACGCCGAGAGCCUGCAGAACAUGAGCAAGCAGGAGCUCAUCAAAGAGUACCUGGAGCUGGAGAAGUGCCUCUCCCGCAAGGAGGACGAAAAUAACCGGCUGCGGCUGGAAAGCAAGCGGCUGGGAGGCGUCGACGCGCGAGUGCGGGAGCUGGAGCUAGAGCUGGACCGGCUGCGCGCCGAGAACCUCCAGCUGCUGACCGAGAACGAACUGCACCGGCAGCAGGAGCGAGCGCCUCUUUCCAAGUUCGGCGACUAGACUGAAAACUUUUGGGGGGAGGGGGCAAAGGGGACUUUUUACAGUGCUGGAAUGUAACAUUAUAUACAUGUGUAUAUAAGACAGCGGACCUUUUUAUGACACAUAAUCAGAAGAGAAAAUCGCCCUGGCUUUGGUUUGGUAAAUUUAGCUAUGAUAUUGCUUGUGUGCUUUCUCCUGUUCUUUAAUUAUGUGAAACUGAAGGGUUGCUUUUCUUGUUUUCCUCCUUAGAUGUUGUUUCUUAAUGUGCAAGUAAUUUGACCAAGUUAUAAUGCAUUUUUCUGUUUAAAAAAAAAAAUCCCCUCCUUAAGCGGAGCUAUAAGGUGGCCAAAUCUGAGACCCAUUACAUUCAUUCUAGUUAUAAUAAAUUUAAUGUUUGUAAAUGUAACAGUUUCAGUGUGAUUUCUAGAGAUUCAAAAUCGUGCUGGUUUGUGUGACUAAUUUUGAGGUGGGGUAGCAAAAUUGUUAAAUUUAUCUAUUUGCAAAAAUACUUGAAUACAAGAAAUUCAGUUUGUUCCCUCCACCCCCACCAAUGGGUUUUGGUAUGCUUCAAAAUACAGUUCAGGUAAAAUGUACUCAGUGUUAUCUUCAGUCCUUGAGUGUGCCUGCUUCCUAAUGCUGGGGAGUAGAAAGUGGCUACAGGCAGCAGCUUAGCUUGUGCGCCUUGUUAGCUUGCUAACAAAAGUAUAAGCCUGAUUUGGCAAUUGUUAGAUAACUAAAAGCCUCAUUUCAUCUCUACAAGUCAAGUUUUCAGUAAUCCUGGCUUCCCUCCUAACCACCCCACAAAAUUCCAAUGGAGUUCCUGUUUGCCUUCCUAGGUAAGUAAGGCUCCUGGUAAACUUGCUUUCUUAGUACAACCAAAAGAUAGCCAAGAUAAACUUGUGAGAAAACAUGUUAGAGACAUGUUAGACUUCAAAUGGCUAAGUGAUCCAAGGACUUAGUGUCAUUGUCCAAUACUUAAGUACUUUUUCUAUUGAAAAAAAAGAAAGAAAAGCUGCCCUUUCCAUUACAAUCAAACAAAUCUGAAAUGCCCCUUUCUACAAGUAAAGAAGUGGGCUGAGGUCUUCAGAUGAAUAAAAAUCCUGCAUGUUCCCAGUACAGCAGCGAUUCCCAAUCUCCUGGGCUCCCUGGACAGCUGCCUAGGUUAGGUCUGCUCUUGAAAUGGCAGGGAGGCUCUGAGAACUAAUCCUUACCUCAGAAUCAAAAGGGUAAAUUCAACAAUUGUUCUUUCUUAUCAGUACAGUUAAUGCAACCCUGUCACCUGACCUGUGUCAGUGUUUCAUUCGGGCAGAUAUUGCUAAAAUUAUUAGCACAACUGGAUCCUUGACUUGGAGUCUUAAAAACCAUAGGGGGCCUUGGGGGUCCACAAGCCCCACAAAAUUGUAUGUGUGAAUAUAUAUAUAAUAUAUGUGUAUAUUAUAUAUAUUGAAUAUAUUAUAUAUAUUCAAGUGGGUUCAAGAGACUCAGGAGGUUGGCUGAAUUCCUUGCUGGUUAAAAACCCCCUUAGGGUGGGGGGGCAACAGUGACUGAAACAUCAACAAUGAAAUAAAUGCUCCUUAUGAUUCAUAAGUAGCAUAUAUAAGUCAAUAAUCAAGGAACGCUGUGCUAGGAGGACAGCUUGGGGCCUUCAGAACCAAGCUUGCUGGUCUUAUUCUGGCAGGUGGUCUACUGCAGAAACUGUAAAAUCAAAGUUUUCUUUGAUCUAAAGAUUGCAUUAAAUGUCUAUUUUGAAA